This is a messenger RNA of Phaethon lepturus (White-tailed tropicbird), 705 nucleotides long. It is a transcript of the gene USP13, whose product is annotated as ubiquitin specific peptidase 13 (isopeptidase T-3). Bases 23 to 649 code for a protein of 208 amino acids. The record is from RefSeq and is a predicted model, not a curated record. Gene Ontology annotation, molecular function: cysteine-type deubiquitinase activity; protein binding. The transcript has 5 exons. Lineage: Eukaryota; Metazoa; Chordata; Aves; Phaethontiformes; Phaethontidae. Gene Ontology annotation, biological process: protein deubiquitination.
AGAUAUCGAUGAGUCUUCAGUAAUGCAACUGGCAGAGAUGGGUUUUCCUUUGGAAGCAUGUCGGAAAGCUGUGUACUAUACAGGCAACCUGGGUGCUGAAGUGGCUUUCAACUGGAUCAUUGCACACAUGGAAGAACCAGACUUUGCUGAGCCAUUGGUCAUAUCUGCAUUUGGAGAAGUUGCUUCCAGUGGGGUCACUGCAUUUGGAGCUGUGGGGCUAGAUAACCAACCUCCUGAAGAGAUGGUUGCAAUUAUCAUUUCCAUGGGCUUCCAGAGGAAUUUAGCAAUUCAAGCGCUGAAGGCAACAAACAAUAAUUUGGAGCGUGCACUGGAAUGGAUCUUCAGCCACCCUGAACUCGAGGAAGAAAGCGAGCCUGCUUUGGACAUGAUGAAUAUGGCGAACAAUGCCAAUGCCAAUGUCCUUGCAGAGACAGGGUCAGAGGGACCCAGGAUCAAAGAUGGGUCUGGAAGAUACGAGCUGUUUGGGUUCAUCAGCCACAUGGGAACAUCCACAAUGAGUGGCCACUAUGUUUGUCAUCUCAAAAAAGACGGAAGAUGGGUGAUCUACAAUGACCUUAGAGUCUGUGCCUCAGAACGACCUCCCAAAGACCUGGGCUACAUUUAUUUUUACCACAGGAUACCAAGUUAGGCCUCAAAUCUAUUACCUGGCCUUAAGAAGCCGCAAGCCUUUUUAACCUGCCCAAA